UCUCUCACCCUAAUCACGUCACACUCUUCAUUAGCCCUCGUUCUGCUCUCACAGCACUGUUCAGUUCAGAGUACUUGUACAACUAACAACCAUGGAAAAUGUGCCUCUCCUCCUUAUCCUCCUGUUCCUCUCUCUCUCACCAGGACGGAAUCUGAUCAUGGGUAAUGAGCAGAAAACUUGGUGUGUGGCAAAGCCUUCAUCAGAUCAGGCUACCCUUUUGUCCAACCUCAAUUUUGCCUGUUCUCAAGUCGAUUGCAGGAUUCUACAGAAAGGGUGUCCCUGCUUUUACCCUGACAAUCUCAUGAACCAUGCUUCCAUAGCCAUGAAUCUCUAUUACCAAUCUAAGGGAAGAAACCACUGGAAUUGUGAUUUCAGAGCCUCUGCCCUCGUCUCUCUCACUGAUCCAAGUUAUGGAAACUGCAUUUACGCAUAGAAGGCAAACUAGUGGAGUAUAUAAAUUGAAGUACUAUCUGCAACAAUGUAGGCAAAAUUGGUGUGUACUUUGUAAUAGUAUUAGGUUGCCAUUGUCAACCCAUAAUAUAAAUGUAUGCCGCAUAACACGUAAUCAAAAUUUCACCUUUCUUAU
Vigna umbellata (rice bean) is the source of this 586-nucleotide messenger RNA. Its product is annotated as Carbohydrate-binding X8 domain superfamily protein. Lineage: Eukaryota; Viridiplantae; Streptophyta; Magnoliopsida; Fabales; Fabaceae. The record is from RefSeq and is a predicted model, not a curated record.